Molecule: messenger RNA, 7066 nt
Organism: Lytechinus pictus (painted urchin)
Lineage: Eukaryota; Metazoa; Echinodermata; Echinoidea; Temnopleuroida; Toxopneustidae
Product: dentin sialophosphoprotein-like
Exons: 5
Coding region: 182-2554 (790 amino acids)
Source: RefSeq, a predicted model, not a curated record
GAUAGAUGUCGACGAAAAUUUGUGUGGACUUGCCCUGGAUUUUCCUGCAAAUGGGGCCUUAAUAAAGAUGUCUAUUUCACGCAUAAUCAACUAUCUAACAGGCGUGUGGACAUUCUAAGAGCUAUAAUAAAAUUUCUCCAUCAUCUGUGAACUAUUUCAUUCAUAUUUCCUGACGCUCACAAUGGGACGGACUAGGAGCAGAACAAGGAGUAGGUCCCCUCAUGGAGAUAGAAGGAAAGACAGAAGCAAGGACCGGGAGAGAGGCAAGGAGAGGGAUAGCAGGAGAGAAAGGGAGAAAGAUCAUGUUUCAAGAGGAUCAUCCCAUAGGCAGCAUUAUGGCGAUGACGGUAGACAUGGUGGUGAUCGAAAACACCAUUCUUCAGGAGAGCACAGGCCAUCUGAAAGGAGUGGGAAUGAUCAUAAAAGGAAUAGGGAUGAAGAUAGAAAGCAGGAAGGUCGAAAGGAAAAGAGUCAAGAUGGUAGGGAUCAUGGAAGAGUUCAUGAGCGAAAAAGUGAGCAAGGAAAAAAUUCCUAUUCAAAGAAGGCUAGUAGAUCUCGCUCUCCUAUAAGAAAUUCUAAAGAGAGAUCACGAUCAAAGUCUGGUGCUGAGGCCAGUAAAAGCUUGACUCACAACUCAAAUAAAGAACAAGAGCAACGUCAGAAAGAAGUUUUGUCUAGCACAAAGUUUCAUUCAAGGAGGAUGCGUGACAGUUCCAACUCAUCGGAUAGUGAAGCCAGUGAUGAUGAAAGGCCAAGUCUUCCGAAAGCAUAUGCAACGGCUUCAAAUAGCGAUUCUGAUAGAAGUGCCAUUCAAGAGGAGUCUCAUUCAGACACAGACUCUUCACAAUCUCCUGACAGUUCACCCUCAGAGAAAAUUCCAAGAGCGUAUGCAACGUAUGAAAAUGACAGUGAUACUGUGGUUGAAUUGAAGGAACAAGAAAUGGCCCGGCUGGCCAAAGGCAAGCAGUAUGUUGUUUCUUCAUCUGAUGAUGAUUCUCCCCGUGCGAGGUUACCUAAAGCGUAUGCAUCUUCUCCUGUCCUUGCCAAAAGACAGCCUGAGCCGGACACCAAAACCAAAUCUUCUAAGGACUCACGACUUGAAGAUAGACACAGCAGAGGUAAAGACUCUAAACAAAGUAGAGCAAGCCCCAACUUUAGUCAAAGUGAAAGGUCUCAUCACCAGAGCAAGAGCAGGAAGAGUGAUAGAGAGGAACGUGAUAGAUCAUCUUAUAACGAUAGAGGUAGCAAUAACUCUAAAAGUAUGUCUAGUAGCAGGCAUGACAGGGAUAGGCAAUCUAGAGAUAGAGCCUCUGAACGCUGUAGGGAUGAUGGAGGCAUGAAGAAAAGUCAGAGUAGAGAACAUUCUUCAUCCCAGCACUCUGGGGAUACAAGGAGCAGAAAUGACAAUGCUCAUCAUUCUGAAACUCACAAGUCAAGAUCCUUGGAUAAGUCAUUCAAGCAGAAAGAAGAUGAUAAGAGAGGUCAUUCUCCCAAGCACUCUCAUGACAGAAGUCGUAGUAAAGAUAGGAGCAGUAAGUCACAUAGGAGUCCUCACCGUGAUGAUGGUAGCAGACACCCAUCUAAAAAUGGACAGCAUUCUUCAGAUUCAAGACGUGAACCUAGAUCCACAGGACACACUUCAGAAACAUUAUCCUCUAAACACUCGAGUGAUAAAACCAAGAGUCAUAGAGAUGAAUCGAGGGGUAGCACUAAGAGCAAUGAAAGGAUUUCAAAAGAACAGAACUCUGGUGUGAAGGAUUGUAGGUCAAAAAAGGAUUCACCUAAACAUAAAUCUAAUGCAAGAAAGUACCAAAGUCCCUCCAAAAAUGAUGAUGAAUUAGAUAGAAGAAAAGAAGAAAGAUCAGAAAAAGGAUUGGAUAGAAAGAGGAAGUCUGAGAAAGAAUGCAAAGAAGGAAGCAAGAACAAACCUGGGAAUGGCAAGAAUGAAAGAGACUCUAAAAAGUCAAAAGAAAAGAAGCCAGUGAAAACCCCUAAGAAACGGAAGGCAUCAUGGAGCUCAGAUAUGUCAGAGAGUGACAUCUCAUUGCAUUCUACACCAGCAAAGAAACCAAAAGAAAAGAAGGAUAGGAUACAGACAGUGAAAACCAAGAAGACUCAAGUGAAGGAAAAGAAAAAGAAGAAGCACAAGAGAGAAAAGAGGCAAAAGGAAGUUUUGCGGAAGAAAAGCAAGGAAAAGAAAAAGAAAGAUCUUGGAAAGCAGGAGGAGGGAUCUAAGAAAAGGAAAACUGAUAAAGAGGCUGCACCGCUGACAGGAAUCCAAAAGAAGUUGCUUGAGAUGGCGCAAGCAGGGAAGAAAGAAGAUGAAAGUUCAUCAAGAAGAAGUAUGAUCCCGAUGACCAAAGAGCAGUAUGAAAAGGAACAGAGCAAAGUGUGCAGGGUGUAUGAUCCAGAUACUGGAAGAAAUAGGUUGAUUCGAGGAAGUGGAGAAGUUAUUGAAGAGAUAGUCAGCAGAGAUAGACACAAGGAAAUCAACAAGGCAGCUACAAGGCACGAUGGGAUCUCAUAUUCCAAGAAAAUAGGGAUGCACAGAUGAUCACUACCCAUCAUGCCUCACACCAUAAGGUAUUCAACGUAAUCCCAUCUACUCAUCAAGGCUAUGUAACAUACUAGUAGUAGAUGCAAUCAAUUUUUACAAUUGAAUGUAACUGUAAUUUUCUACCAAAAUCACAGACAGUUACUAUUGAUUGUAAAUUAUAUAUAAAUUGCAUCUCUUAUGUUACUUCACCCUGAAGACACAAAUUGCUUAGUUUAAGAGACAUCUACUUGUACAAAAUAAUUGUUUGUGCUCCGAAAGUUUUUAUGUGAAACUGGGUUCUGGAGGCAUGUUGACUCUUUUGCCGAUCUAUGUAUGUAUGCCCUGUUUCAUGUCCAUAUGAAAAGAAACAUUAGAUUGUUCAACUUAAAGCUAUGUUCAUAUUUUAUACGAAGACUGAAGUUACUAUCUGUUUUUAAUUGAGGGUAAUAAGGUUAAAGGUCAGUUGGAACAGCCAAUGUUUGUAUCCCAAAGAAACCUUUGCAAGUAUUUAGAUGAAGGUUUAAAGUAAACAUUUUGUUUGAAUAAUGCUCCAUGAUAUGUAUUCUUUCCAGCAAGUCACUUUUUUGUAUUAUAGAAAUGUUUCUGAAUGAUAUUUUGAUGAGUGAUUGACUCACCUUUUUGCCAUGUAUUAUAUUUUCAUGUACCCAAAAUUCAUUAUUUUGUAUUCCUUAUGUUAACAAUUAGGUCUCUAAAAAUUCUUUUUUUUUUCUUCAUAAGGGGAAUAAUAAUUAAGAGGAGAUGAAUUUGAAAAACACUCAUCAUUAUGUGUAUUCCGUUGGAAGUCAUUUGAUCCCUUUUUGUCUCGCCCACCAGAGGUGAAGGCGAGACUUAGGGAUCCAAAUGUCGUCCGUGGUCUUUCCUCCGUCCGUCGUUUGUCCGUCACAAACCUAAUGACACAUUACUCCACAACCGUAAGUCGCUUUUCAACCAAACUUGGAUGGUAGAUGGACUUGGGGGACCUGCAUGUUAUGCUGCAGUCGGAGGUCAAUUGGUAAGGUCAAAGGUCAUUUUCAGGUCAACGUUAAAGUUAACAUGCAAGACUUUCUUAUGAUAACUCCGCAACCGUAUGUCACUUUUCAACCAAACUUAAAUGGUAGAUGGACUUGCGGGACCUGCAUGUUAUGCUGCAGUCGGAGGUAACAUGGUAAGGUCAAAGGUCAUUUUCAGGUCAACGUUAAAGUUUACAUGCAAGACUCUCUUAUGACACCUGACUCCGCAACCGGAAGUCUCUUUUCAACAAAACUUGUAUAGUAGAUGUACUUAGGCGACCUGCAUUUUAUGCUGCAGUUGGAGGUCACAUGGUAAGGUCAAAGGUCAUUUUCAGGUCAACAUUAAAGUUUACGUGCAAGGCUUUUAUGACAAGUGUUAUUCCAUCCCAGUCAUUUCACAAUGAAGUAUCGAUACAAUUCUGUUGCGUGCCCUCGCAAAUCACAAUAUUUCUGGUUAUUUUCGUAUAAAGUGGGCGAGAAACAAAAUCAAUUUGCCUUGUUUCAGUUGAAUUUUAAAUCAUGUCCAUUUUCAAGUGUGCCAAAUUCCAUUGUAGUGAUAAGGAUUCAUAUCAUGUCAAUUAUACAGACUAGAUGAUAAUCACAUUGUAGAUUAUUUCUAUGUCUCCUUUCCCCUAUAGCAGCUGUGUUUUUUAUUUUUUUAUGAGUAAUGUUAGGUUAAGCCUAUAAAAAUUAGUGAUGUCAAUAUAGAAAUGUCACAACAAAUUGAUAAUUACUGGUUUAUAUUUUCAUUUUGCAUUCGCCUGUGUUUUUGCCAUAUUUAUAUUGUUUGCUCUUUUUAUUCCGAAGCUAGUAUUUUACAGUCUACAUUCUGUGCUGUGAAAACUAGGGCUUUUAAAAAACAAUCUUUUGUUUUGUGCAUUUUUAUAGAAAAUUAAUAUGAAAUACUUUUAUAAUACUAGAUGACCUACCUGCAUUGUGCUAUCUAGUCUUGUUCACAGUUUUGAUAAUUUUAUUCAAAGUUAGGAUGCUGAUGUGCCUUAGAAUCUCAAUCACACAUGCAGUGGUUAAUAGCAAAUUAUGCUUAGUGCUAUUUUCAAUUUUUCCAUGUCAAGAUAGUACAACAUGUUGAAGUUAGCAUUAGGUCUUUUCAUUUUUUGUGGCCAUUUAUUUUUUCCUACUUGCCAUCCAAAUUUAUGAUAUUGUUGUGGCUUACCUCAAAAUUUGAAGAAAAAAAAAAAACAAAAUAUACUUUAGUUUGUUUUGACAUUCCUUUGUAUGUGACUUGAUAGAUUGUAAUUAUUAGUAUAUUUGUUUUUGGGUUAGUUCUAAUUUUAUGUUUGGCUGUGUGCUUAAGGUCUGUUUGGGAUUUAUGGGCCAUGUCAGAAAAUCUGACUGAAAAAUAAAUUCCCCCCUUCCAAAAGGACAGAAUAAUUAUGCACCUUGCCAUCAGUUGAUGGCAUAUUUCAUAUCAAAUCCAAUGUCUGAAUACAAUAAAUCUUUGUAAAAUGUAUCUGGAUCGUAGAUAUAGUGUACUGUGGUACUGGGAUUUUAAUUUUUUUUAAUGGUAAUGGUAAAUGGUGGUGAUUCUUUACCUAAUUGCUAAGAAAGCAUAAAUGCUUGUAAGGAAGCAACCAGAGGACCGAAGGCUUAAGGUCCUCUCCAAGGGACCUGGUAAUGAGGAUGAAUGCCUUACCAAAGGACACUAGCGCUCCAAGUGGGAAUCAAACGCGGGUCACCGGAAUCUAUUAGCCUGAAACUGUACAUAAUCUUCAAUUUCUGGCUUGUGUGUAUAACAAGAUUUUGUAAAUUUGCAUGCAUUAUUUUUGUGAAUGUCUCUGAAAAUAUUAAAACAAGCACAAUAUAAUGGCUGUUAAAAGAUCAUAUACAUCAUCUACUGCCAUCAUUUGAAAGUUUUGAUGUAUCUCCAUCACCAUCUGUCAUAAAUCCUUGUUCUAACCUCUCUGUAACUAAGACCAGUCUAUUUCAUGACAUCCUGAAAGCUCUUUAAUGUUUAUCCUGUUUACAUAUACCAUCUAAUAAUAACAUGGACAUUUGUAAUGCAUCGGUAUCCAUCAUGAGAGGGUGCUUAGGAGACAGUAAAGAACAAAAAGGAAUUGGAAACACAUUAAAGAGUGGAGUUACAUUUACUGGAAAGCUCGUCUAAAUAAUCAGAAUUUUAGUGAACUUUUGAAGGUGAUUAGACAUGAAAUACUAAGGAUGUCUUGUGGAAGUUUAUUACGUAGGAAUGAUCCAGCAUAAAAAUGAUUGGUCCCCCAUUAAUUAUAAUAUUAUGGUAUAGCGAGUAAAAAUGUGCUAGCAGACCUUCUGCAAGAUCUUCUGAAAUCAUUGUCCUCAUCACAUGAUUUUCUCCUUUAUAUUGUAUUAAUUUAGUUUUCUUUCUUUCUUGCUCUUUUGAAGACUUUGUUCUUAGUUUUUACCAAAGCUUCAAUAAUAUCAAUGGUGAUUAGAAUAUUUAUUAUAGGACAGCUACUUCAUACAUACUAGUUACACUAUAUUUUUCAAAUUAUUGUAAUCAUCACCGAAGAACAAAUUGGCAAUACAUUGUGUUUGUUUGAAUGCUAUUCUCAACUGUAUAUUAUACAUUCAACCGUGCUGUCAUCAUGUAACAGAGAUCCUAACAUUGCUACUGUAUACACUUAUGGGUGCUUCUGUAUGCAGGCCUCUGUAUUCAGCUCCAAUCUCCUUUUCCUCUUGGCCAGAUCAUGUCCUGGCGGGUCAGCGUCAAAUUUGAACUUCACUGGUUCACAUCUCCAAUACUUAUCCAGUCCAUUCUCAAAGCUGUAGACACAUGGGUGCAUUAACUAAUUCAUUACUUAGACUAUUCCAAGGUUUUCUCAUUCUUAUGUUAAAAGAUUUCUUACGUUUCUCAGUGACUGAUCUUGGGAUAAACAUUUUUUUUAUGAUGACACACAAAGUUAAUAAAAAAACUAAUUAACAACUUUAAGAAAAAAAGGUAAGGCUUCAUUGAAGUAAGCAAGGAAUGAAGCCCUAUUGCCCCCCCCCCCGACAACUUAUUCCAAAGUUUGACCAUACACAAGAUCUGAUGUUAAACAAUGCCUUCAUAGCACUCUGUAGUCUGUGUAUUUUAUUUGACAUAGGUUACAUACUAGAAAUUAUCCAGCUUUUGAUUUGAACAUAUUUUGAAUGAAUACAAUUCAAAUUUAUUAGUUCAAUGAAGGUGACACCCCAGUAUGAUUAUCAAAUAAUAUUCCAAUAAAAUUGUAUUCUGUCAAAAUGCCAACAUCAUAUUGUUUAGUAGAGAAAGUGGCAAUACCUGUCCUAUCUAUGUGGAAUACAGAAUUAGAAAUUUAUUUAUUAGUAGUCAUACUCGUAAUAACCUUGGAUAUAAAGCAGUUAAUUCACAAAACAAUGGUGCAUUCAGGCUGUUCAAAAUUUAGUUUUUAUCACUAGAUCAUUCAGCACACUCUUAUUAGCAAACUCCAGUUGUAAUGAUUAUGCUUUAACGGUCAACAAUGCUUACUGCUGUGAGAUAAUGAUUUAUUAUAUGAAUAUGGUUAAUCAGAUGAAUUUGAAUUUG